Fusarium subglutinans is the source of this 1110-nucleotide messenger RNA. Its product is annotated as kinase domain protein. Bases 1 to 1110 code for a protein of 369 amino acids. NCBI's taxonomy places the organism in Eukaryota, Fungi, Ascomycota, Sordariomycetes, Hypocreales, Nectriaceae. The transcript is spliced from 5 exons. The record is from RefSeq and is a predicted model, not a curated record. Gene Ontology annotation, biological process: spliceosomal complex assembly; protein phosphorylation; regulation of mRNA processing. Gene Ontology annotation, molecular function: ATP binding; protein kinase activity.
AUGCCAAAUCUUUGGAGUCGACGACAUUCGAGUACAUCCCAUAGGUAUACAGCUCAUAUAAUCAACGAGCCAAUCGACGAGGAGUUUCUCUACGAGAACAUGUUGAAGUACUUCCAUCCAACUCAAGCUGGAGAUGUACCAGACGGCAGGUUCAAGUUAAUUGCAAAGCUGGGCUUUGGUGCUGGGUCUACUGCUUGGCUGGCUGAAAAUCUCAAGUUUGACAAGUUCUGGAACUCAGCUACUCCCCGCUUUGUUAGCAUCAAGAUACCAACCCUUGAUUCCAACGCUUCCGGCGAAUCGAAACGCUCAAAACUCAUCUCCGGCACCAAUCUCUCACAUCCAGGAUUGUCUUUUAUCCGACUACCAAUUGAUGAGUUCCAGUUAGAAGGGCCUCACGGAACACACUUCUGUCUUGUCUACAAACCCAUGCGGGAGACUCUCUAUCAUUGGCAACGUCGGCUCCCAGGAGAGAGGCUUCCUUUGCCACUAUUCGAGUCUUAUACAUUUCUUAUCCUCCAAGCCUUAGACUAUUUACAUACCGAAUGUCAUUUAAUCCACACAGACAUCAAGGACGAUAAUAUCCUGGUGACGAUCGAAGACGAUUCCGUUCUGACUGAUUUUGUCAAGAAUCUGGCUACAAAUCCCCAGCCUAGGCAUAUGUGGAACAUGUUAGAGAACACUAGCCUGUUUGAGAACAUCGUUGACAAGGAUGGUGAUUACGAUGCGCACAUCCACCUUGCCCAGAUCGUUUCUCUAUUGGGAGAGCCCCCUGAAUCGUUGGUCAAAAGGGAACGUGUAUAUCGCAACCUAAAACUUGGCCGAACAAUAGAAAGUCCAAUAGGAAAGGGGUGUGAGACUAUGAACGAGUAUUGGGGAGGGCCCUUCUUUGACCAGAACGUCAUACGUAAAGAUCUUACGGUACAACCACGAAAGCUGGAGGACACUAUCACAGAACUAGCAGGGGAUGAGAAAUAUGUGUUUCUGGACUUUGCUUCAUCUAUGCUCCAGUGGCUGCCUGAGAAAAGGAAGAUUGCCAAGGAGCUGUUGCAGCAUAGGUUCUUCGACUCAUUGGAAGAGGAGCGGGAACGGUAUUUACAGAGUCAUGCCUGA